GAACAAAAACGCGGGACGGGGAGUCAAUUAUAUGCCGCCGUCCGGCGCAGCGCAAUUUUAAUUGAUAAGCCGUCGUCUGACGCGAAAAAAUUAAUUAGCAACAAAUCGGAGGCGGCCGAUGGCCGGUCGUCAACGGCAACGUCUUGUUAGUCGGGGGACAUCUGAUGCAACCGGUUUUUUUUUCUCUCGCAAGACGCAGGUGUCGCGAUCGGGUUGCUUUAAUCUCGCGCCAAACCGUCCCGGGGGCUGGCGAUUUCGAUUAUUAAGGGUGUCGGAUGACGCCCGGCCGCCUUGGAUACGGUUAUGUAACGGUUUCGCGGCGGGGUCGGGGGGACGCGCGCUGAUUGACCGUCGAACGCGCGCGCGCGGCGUUGCCGCCUCGCGCGUUUCGUCCCCGCGCGCGGGGAAAAACAUCGCGGCGGCGGCGGCGUAUCGACGCCGCCUUCGAUCGGCGGUUUAAAAGGUGGCGGGCGGCCGCGCGGCCGAACAUUCGAACGUCGCACGGCGCCGCGCCGCGAUCGCGCCCCACCGACAUGAUCGUAGCGAGGAACCACGCCGCGGAGGUGCCGUACGCGCGGCUCCUCCAGGUGCCUCCCGACGGCGACGGCGACGAGUUCAUCACGCUCGAGGAGCUGAAGCCGUCCGCGCACCACCACCACCAAGAGUACCAACCCACUUAUUACGAGCUCACCACCGUCGCGGAGAACCCGUCUUCGUCGAACAUGUGCUGUCCGGGCGUCGUCUCCGUCGCGGCGUCCCCGUGCACCUCGACGAUGGAGGUGCCCGUGGUCGACAGCACGUUCAACCACCCCAGGAGGAAGCGGAAGCUGUCGUCUCACGCCAGCGACCUCGACGACGACGACGCGAAGUCGACGAAGACCGACGAGAACAAGAAGCAAAACCACAGCGAGAUCGAGAAACGCAGACGGGACAAAAUGAACACCUACAUCACCGAGCUGUCAGCGAUGAUCCCCAUGUGCCACGCGAUGUCCAGGAAGCUGGACAAGCUCACCGUGCUCAGGAUGGCCGUGCAGCACCUCAAAACUAUAAGGGGGGCGGUCCAUUCGUACACCGAGGGCCAUUACAAGCCGUCCUUCCUUUCCGACCAGGAGCUGAAGCACCUGAUCCUGCAGGUGGCUGACGGGUUUUUGUUCGUCGUCGGGUGCGACAGGGGCAGGCUGCUCUACGUGUCCGAGUCGGUGUCGAAAGUGCUCAGCUACACGCAAGGCGAGCUGCUCGGUCAGAGCCUCUUCGACGUGUUGCAUCCGAAAGACGUGGCCAAGGUCAAGGAACAACUCUCCGCGUCCGAUAUGAGCCCCAGGGAACGUCUGAUCGACGCCAAGACAAUGCUCCCGGUGAAGACCGAUCUUCCUCAGGGCGCGUCGAGACUGUCUCCUGGCGCGCGGAGGUCGUUCUUUUGCCGGAUGAAGUGCAAAAUCGCGUCGCACAUCAAGGAGGAAGCCGAUACGACGACCGGAUAUCACCGAAAAAAGUCCAAACUCAACUCCGAUAAGAAGUACACCGUGAUCCAGUGUACCGGCUACCUGAAGUCGUGGGCGACGACGAAGAUGGGCCUCGACGAUCGCGAGGAGUCCGAGACUGACUCCAGCAGUCUGUCGUGUUUGGUGGCCAUCGGCAGGGUGCUGCCGCCGCCGGCCGUGCCGCUUCGAGGCGGCGCGACGAACGUCAGGCCGAUUCAGUUCGUGUCGCGUCACACCCUCGACGGCAAGUUUUUGUUCGUCGACCAGAGGGCGACCUUGGUGCUCGGUUUCCUGCCCCAGGAGCUGCUCGGCACCAGCAUGUACGAGUAUUACCACCACGACGACAUGGACGCGAUGGCUUCCCGCCAUAAGAUGGCGCUGCAAGCGACCGCACACUUGGUCACCGGUCCGUACCGGUUCCGGACGAAAGAUGGCGCCUUCGUCAGGCUGCAGAGCGAAUGGAGGGCGUUCAAGAACCCGUGGACCAAGGAGUUCGAGUACCUCAUCUCGAAGAACAGCCUAGUCAUGAACGACUCGUUCGCUCCGCACACGAGCCUCGAGAAGGCGUGUCCGCAAGAAAACGACGACUUCUUCGCUAGCGGCGGCGGCAAAGACAUCCACCGGAUAAUCAACACCCACGUGGAGGCUAGCAAGAUAGGACGGGAGAUCGCCGAGCAGGUCCUGGACUCGCAGAGGGGCGUGGCCAGCAGUCCGGACGCCGUCUCGUCGUUCGACGUUUCGGCCGAGCCUCGCGAUUCCUUCCUCAGGCAGCAGCCCCAGUUCGGGUACCAGCAAACGUACGGCGGCACCAGCAGCGACAGCAGCGCCGCCCCCUCAUUGGUUUCGCCUGACGCCGGCGACUCCGGUCCCGACCCUAACGGCAUCAUCAGGAUCAUGGAGGACGCGGUGCGGGAGUCGGCUGCGCCCUCUGGCGACGGCAACGACGAGGCCGCGAUGGCCGUCAUCAUGAGCCUGCUGGAGGCGGACGCGGGGCUCGGCGGCCCCGUCGACUUCUCCGGCCUCCCGUGGCCCCUCCCUUGACCCAGCCCCGCCAUAUUUAUUGACCUUAUAUCCGUUUAAGUGUAUUUAUUUCGUAGCGUAGCUCCAAUAAACGUAGUA
This is a messenger RNA of Cylas formicarius (sweet potato weevil), 2600 nucleotides long. RefSeq names its product protein cycle (gene cyc). Gene Ontology annotation, cellular component: transcription regulator complex; aryl hydrocarbon receptor complex; cytoplasm. The transcript has 10 exons. The record is from RefSeq and is a predicted model, not a curated record. Gene Ontology annotation, biological process: regulation of transcription by RNA polymerase II. NCBI's taxonomy places the organism in Eukaryota, Metazoa, Arthropoda, Insecta, Coleoptera, Brentidae. The coding region runs from base 534 to 2522 and encodes 662 amino acids. Gene Ontology annotation, molecular function: RNA polymerase II cis-regulatory region sequence-specific DNA binding; protein dimerization activity; DNA-binding transcription factor activity, RNA polymerase II-specific.